AGGUGAUACCCCGCGUGCUGGACGCAGGGGGAGAGCUUUCCUAAGAGUCAUCACCCAGCCGCCACCCGGACCAGGCUUGCUGGACAGUCGGAGCCCCGACGGCCCGAGGGCCAUAAGAGUAGUAGGACUCAGGCGGCUCGCGGGGCCGGGCCAUGGCGCUCGACUUCCUGGCUGGAUGCGCUGGAGGUGUGGCAGGUGUGCUUGUGGGACACCCUUUUGACACAGUCAAGGUGCGGCUGCAGGUACAGAACACGGAGAAGCCCCAGUACCGAGGGACACUGCACUGCUUCCAGUCCAUCAUCAAGCAGGAGAGUGUGCUGGGCCUGUAUAAAGGUCUGGGCUCACCACUAAUGGGGCUCACCUUUAUCAAUGCACUGGUGUUUGGGGUGCAAGGCAACACCCUUAGGGCCCUGGGCCAAGACUCACCACUCAAUCAGUUCCUGGCCGGUGCAGCAGCAGGCGCCAUUCAGUGUGUCAUCUGUUGCCCCAUGGAACUGGCCAAGACAAGGCUGCAGCUGCAGGACGUGGGCCCCGCUCGAACCUACAAGGGCUCCCUGGACUGCCUGGUACAGAUUUACCGGCACGAGGGCCUGCGUGGCAUCAAUCGAGGCAUGGUGUCCACACUUCUGCGCGAGACACCUAGCUUUGGUGUCUACUUUCUCACCUACGACGUACUGACACGCGCCAUGGGCUGCGAGCCAGAUGACCACCUGCUGGUGCCCAAGCUGCUGCUGGCGGGGGGCACAUCAGGCAUCACCUCCUGGCUCUCCACCUAUCCUAUGGACGUGGUUAAGUCGCGACUGCAAGCCGAUGGGCUGCAAGGAGCCCCUCGCUACCAUGGCAUUGUCGACUGCAUGCGGCAGAGCUACCAGGCUGAGGGCUGGCGAGUCUUCACACGAGGACUGGCCUCCACGCUGUUACGUGCUUUUCCCGUCAAUGCUGCCACCUUUGCCACAGUCACUGUGGUGCUUACAUAUACCCGGGGUGAGGAGGCCCAGCUAGACAGUGAGGCAGUUUCGGGCACCUCUGCCACCCCUGCUGGGCCUGCUCUGGCCCAGCCUUCCAGACUGUGAUGCUGUCUCUCCCACCAACUUCCCCAGGGCCACUUGGCUGAAACCCGACACAGAUAAUGUGGCUCCUCAGCCAGUCUCCUUGCUCCUUGGCUGGCAAUACUAGCCAGCCUAUACCCCGCUGACCUUCAAUUUUCUUAGCUGUAAAAUGGGGACUCUUCAUACAUGGUACGUUCGAGAAGGUCAAGCCUGGUUAAGUCUACACUCUGCAGACAGCACUGCCGGUGAGAAUCUCUCAAACCCUACACUCCAGGGCUCUCUCCUGAGCCGACUAUAACAAGCUGGCCAAGGACCCACCCAUUCCCCAGAUCCUCCAUCCACAGAGGCCCAGGAAGAUACUUGGCCAGCUCUCACCAGUAGGGGCAGCGGACAGUGUAGAAUGCUCCUCGUGCUUCUCGGCUGCUGCCCUUGAACUGCAGAUGGGGUCUAGGGUCCUGGCAGCAAGCCUGCUGAGGAUUCUGCUCAUGCACGGUCUGCAUGGGGAGCAGGCAGGCCGCUGCCUUGGUGUCUCCACAGUGAAACUGUGUGACAGCUGUGGCAAGAGGAAAUCUUCUUAUCCCUGGGCUUCUAGUUACCUGUCUGCAAAAUGGGGACGUGGGUCAGCCGAUGUCUGCCUCACUACUGCCAGCCAGGAUUCCCAUUGGUGGGUAGGCAGAGGGCCCAGGAGAACACAGUGUGGGUUGCCCGUGUCCCUGGUCUUGGCAGCAGGUACAGUGGAGCCAGUUUGGGUGUCUCUCCAGCUGCCUGUCACUGUUGGACAGGACCCUCUAAAGGAAUAAAGUCUUGUUUUCUAAGUGUGUGAAGCUCCUCUCUGCAUGGUGCAAGGGACUUCGUUUCCUUCCUUAAUCCUGGUUUCAGUGGCUAUCUAUGGUCUAUGCAUGCACUUGGACCUAGCCACAGGACUUGGGCAGGUCAAGGGCACAUCCAAGCAUUCCUGGUCCAUGUGGUAGUGAACGGAGGCACAAGGAUUAUUUAAGUAAAUCACAAGCAUGCCCUUUAGCAAGUAUUGGCAGUCAUUUCAGGAACUGGAGGCCUGUGGUGGGGACAUAGGUCCCCUGGUAGAGGAAAGGUACAAGGGGAGCUAUCUGAUGACCUGGGCAACUAGUAUGUGCCUUGUAACAUGUCUUUCUCUAUCCCGCCAGCUCCCAAAUUUUGACGUGGAGACUUAUUAAUUAUGCAAGCUCAGCCUUAGCUUAGGCUUGUUUCUACUUAGCUCUUAUAACUUAAAUCAUUAACAAUCCAUUUCUAUUAACGUCACCAUGUUGUUCAUGGCCUUUACCUCUCCUCCUGCAUGUCCUGCUUCCUCUGCAUCUGGCUGGUGAU
Messenger RNA from Microtus ochrogaster (prairie vole), 2393 nucleotides. RefSeq names its product solute carrier family 25 member 29 (gene Slc25a29). Lineage: Eukaryota; Metazoa; Chordata; Mammalia; Rodentia; Cricetidae. The record is from RefSeq and is a predicted model, not a curated record. Gene Ontology annotation, cellular component: mitochondrion. Gene Ontology annotation, biological process: mitochondrial L-ornithine transmembrane transport. Gene Ontology annotation, molecular function: high-affinity L-arginine transmembrane transporter activity.